AUGUCUCGGCCGGUGUUGGAGAAAAAGGCCUCUCAUUGUUCCUUGGUUGGGGGUGCCGAGACGAGGUCGGCGGGCGGGAAAUCAUCUGGGCAACUCCAGAAGAUGCUGCUCAGCGAGCAUUCAGUCAAGAACAUCAAAAAAGCUGAAUCUGCGUUUGUGUAUUGCAAGAGUCAUAAGAACAACCUCACAAUUGAGCUCAGCUUGACAGGAUAUAUACACGCAACACCGCAGAUCCGUGCCUGCGUCCUCUUGGCUCUUGCCACCAGCGCUUUCGCUGGAUAUACCGGCUACGGUAUCGGCUACGGUGGUCUCGGAUACGGUGGUCUUGGAUACACUGGUCUCGGAUACGGCUAUGGUCUCGGCCACGCCUACGGUGGUCUUGGAUAUGGUUACGGUCUCGGCUACGCCGGCUAUGCUCCAGCAGUGCACACCGUCGCCCACGCUGCUCCAGCUGUCGCUACCGUUGCCCACGCCCCAGUCGCCUCCUAUGCCGUUGCUCCAGCCGUGACCAGGGUUGCCGCCUACCAUGCCGCCCCAGCUGUUGCCACUUACGCCGCUGCUCCAGCUGUCGCCACCUACACUGCUGCUCCAGCCGUGACCAAGGUUGCUACCACCUACCACGCCCCAGCUGUCACCGCCGUGGCUCACGCUCCAGUCGCCACUUACGCUGCUGCUCCAGCCGUGGCUACUUACGCCGCUGCCCCAGCUGUAACUGCCGUUCACCACGCCCCGGCUGUGGCCACUGUCGCCCAUGCCGCUCCAGUUGUUGCCGGCUACCACGCCUCCCCAGUGUACAACUACGGCGUUGGCACUCUCGGCUACGGUGCUGGCCACUACGGUUACGGUCACGGUCUCCUCGGCUAUGGCCUGAACUACGGCUACGGCCUUGGCUCUCCCUUCCACUACGGUGCCCUUCUCCGCAAGAAGAAGUUUGUACCCCCAAAACUGCAGAUCCGUGCCUGCGUCCUCUUGGCUCUUGCCACCAGCGCUUUCGCUGGAUACACCGGCUACGGUCUCGGCUACGGCGGUCUCGGCCACAGCGGUCUUGGUUACGGCUAUGGCCUCAGUCACGCCUACGGUGGUCUUGGAUAUGGCUAUGGUCUCGGCUACGCCGCCUAUGCUCCAGCUGUGCACACCGUCGCCCAUGCUGCCCCAGCUGUCGCUACCGUUGCCCACGCCCCAGUCGCCACCUAUGCCACUGCUCCAGCCGUGACCAGGGUUGCCGCCUACCACACCGCCCCUGCCGUUGCCACUUAUGCCGCUGCUCCAGCUAUCGCCACCUACGCUACUGCUCCAGCCGUGACCAAGGUUGCUACCACCUACCACGCCCCAGCUGUCGCCACCGUGGCUCACGCUCCAAUCGCCGCUUACGCUGCUGCUCCAGCCGUGGCUACCUACGCGGCUGCCCCAGCUGUCACUGCCGUUCACCACGCCCCGGCUGUGGCGACUGUCGCUCAUGCCGCUCCAGUUGUUUCCGGAUACCACGCCUCCCCAGUGUACAACUACGGUGUUGGCACUCUCGGCUACGGUGCUGGUCACUACGGUUAUGGUCACGGUCUCCUCGGCUACGGCCUCAACUACGGCUACGGCCUUGGCUCUCCCUUCCACUACGGUGCCCUUCUCCGCAAGAAGAAGUGGCUACAUGACAUGCGAGACAGUAGCACUGCGAAGGAUAAGCAGAAACACAGCGCCAAUAAGGCAUCCCACAAAACUAGAAGCGCAUCACACUUUGCGAAAUCUCACCAGAAUGUCGGAUUCAGCAGUUGGCUCAACAGCAGCUCUAAAGUCACCAUGAUCCGUGCCUGCGUCUUCUUGGCUCUUGCUACCAGCGCUUUCGCUGGAUAUACCGGCUACGGUCUCGGCUACGGUGGUCUUGGAUACGGCUAUGGUCUCGGCCACGCCUACGGUGGUCUUGGAUACCCCGGCUACGGUCUCGGCUACGCAAGCUACGCUCCAGCUGUGCACACCGUCGCCCACGCUGCUCCAGCUGUCACUACCGUUGCCCACGCCCCAGUCGCCACCUAUGCCACUGCUCCAGCCGUGACCAGGGUUGCCGCCUACCACGCCGCACCUGCUGUUGCCACUUAUGCUGCUGCUCCAGCUAUCGCCACCUACGCUGCUGCUCCAGCCGUAACCAAGGUUGCUACCACCUACCACGCCCCAGCUGUCGCCACCGUGGCUCAUGCUCCAGUCGCCGCUUACGCUGCUGCUCCAGCCUUGGCUACCUACGCCACUGCCCCAGCUGUCACUGCUGUUCACCACGCCCCAGCUGUUGCCACUGUCGCUCAUGCUGCACCAGUUGUUGCCGGCUACCACGCCGCCCCAGUGUACAACUACGGUGUUGGCACUCUCGGCUACGGUGCUGGCCACUACGGUUACGGUCACGGCCUCCUCGGCUACGGACUCAACUACGGCUACGGCCUUGGCUCUCCCUUCCACUACGGUGCCCUUCUCCGCAAGAAGAAGUCUGCAUUUACGUAUCUCCAGAGUCAUAAGAAAAAGCUCACAAGGGAGCGCUGCUUGAUCAGAUAUAUACCCGCAACACCGCAGAUCCGUGCCUGCGUCCUCUUGGCUCUUGCCACCAGCGCUUUCGCUGGAUAUACCGGCUACGGUCUCGGUUACGCCGGUCUCGGAUACGCUGGUCUUGGAUACGGCGGUCAUGGAUACGGCUAUGGUCUCGGCCACGCGUACGGUGGUCUUGGAUACGGCUACGGUCUGGGCUACGCCGGCUAUGCUCCAGCUGUGCACACCGUCGCCCACGCUGCUCCAGCUGUCACUACCGUUGCCCACGCUCCAGUCGCCACCUAUGCCGCUGCUCCAGCCGUUACCAGAGUUGCCGCCUACCACGCCGCCCCGGCUGUUGCCACUUAUGCCACUGCUCCAGCUGUCGCCACCUACGCUGCUGCUCCAGCCGUGACCAAGGUUGCUACCACCUACCACGCACCAGCUGUCACCACCGUGGCUCACGCUCCAGUCGCCGCUUACGCUGCUGCUCCAGCCGUGGCUACCUACGCCGCUGCCCCAGCUGUCACUGCCGUCCACCACGCCCCGGCAGUGGCCACUGUCGCCCAUGCCGCUCCAGUUGUUGCCGGCUACCACGCCGCCCCUGUGUACAACUACGGUGUUGGUACUCUCGGCUACGGGGCUGGCCACUACGGUUACGGUCAUGGUCUCCUCGGAUACGGCCUCAACUACGGCUACGGCCUUGGCUCUCCCUUCCACUACGGUGCCCUUCUCCGCAAGAAGAAGUCUGCUUAUGCCUGUGCGGCCCCUACAUCCCCGAGCGUGAGCUGCGGCUCGUCGUCGUUGAAGAACGCGGCCGAGAACCAAUGGUUCAGCAAGGGCGGCAGAAAGUCAAUUCCUCAAUGGCAUCAGUCACUCGACUCCGAUUUGAGCUCCUUCUCGGCGUACAUCGCCAUCCAUAGCGAGUCCGCACCAAGACCUCGAAAACAGUGGACGAAGCUGCCGCAGCAGCAGCGUCGACAGGAGCGGCGUCAGCAGCAGACAACUUGGGCGAUGCUACUGACCAGGACAGGAACGAAGACCGGGUCUGGCGGAAUCCAAUGGAAGUUUUACUGGGACAUCCACCGGUUCCUUGGAUCGCUGCCAGCCAAUGAUUCCACCCUCAUGGAGGAAAGUGGAUGUAGUGCCAUUGAUGGCACCUCUCCAGAGGAGCUGUUCAAUGGCAUGGUGCGCGGUGGAGUGGGCCAGCCCCCAGACACACCUACUGACUCACUUUCUGAGCGAAGCUCAGAGUGUCACGAGGUGGAAGCCUCACCACUGGAUUCUGGCACUGAAGAGGAACCUGCGGCCCCUACAGCAACAGCUGCAAAGAAAAAAAGGCUGGCUCCUCCCACAAGACUGCUUUCAGAAUUGUUGGAGGAGCAGCGUCAACUGCGCUGCUCACUAGAGCGCCACAGAACCGAGACUGUGGCAAUACAAAGGGGGCGGCUCGAGAUCCUGAAGCGGAGCGAAGCUCGGGAAGACAAGCUACUAGAAAUAAUGCAAAAAAUCGCUUUCGCUGGAUACACCGGCUACGGUCUUGGCUACGGCGGUCUUGGAUACGGCUAUGGUCUCGGCCACGCCUACGGUGGUCUUGGAUACACCGGCUACGGUCUCGGCUACGCCAGCUACGCUCCGGCUGUGCACACCGUUGCCCACGCUGCUCCAGCUGUCACUACCGUUGCCCACGCCCCAGUCGCCACCUAUGCCGCUGCUCCCGCCGUGACCAGGGUUGCCGCCUACCACGCCGCCCCUGCUGUUGCCACUUAUGCCGCUGCUCCAGCUAUCGCCACCUACGCUGCUGCUCCAGCCGUGACCAAGGUCGCCGCCUACCACGCCGCCCCGGCUGUUGCCACUUAUGCCGCUGCUCCAGCUUUCGCCACCUACGCUGCUGCUCCAGCGGUGACCAAGGUUGCUACCACCUACCACGCCCCAGCUGUCGCCACCGUGGCUCACGCUCCAGUCGCCACUUACGCUGCUGCUCCAGCCGUGGCUACCUACGCCGCUGCCCCAGCUGUCACUGCUGUUCACCACGCCCCAGCUGUAGCCACUGUCGCUCAUGCUGCCCCAGUUGUUGCCGGCUAUCACGCCGCCCCAGUGUACAACUACGGUGUUGGCACUCUCGGCUACGGUGUUGGCCACUACGGCUACGGUCACGGUCUCCUCGGCUACGGCCUGAACUACGGCUACGGCCUUGGCUCUCCCGUCCACUACGGUGCCCUUCUCCGCAAGAAGAAGUUUUGCCGUUGGGGGUUACCGUCAAGGAAGAAUUUCUCGUAUAAAAGAGCACGCGAAUUCAGUACUUUCAGCAGUUGGCCCAACGGCAGCUCUAAAGUCACCAUGAUCCGUGCCUGCGUCCUCUUGGCUCUUGCCACCAGCGCUUUCGCUGGCUACACCGGCUACGGCUUGGGCUAUGGCGGUCUUGGCUAUGGUCUCGGCCACGCGUAUGGUGGUCUUGGAUACGGCUACGGUCUGGGCUACGCCAGCUACGCUCCAGCUGUGCACACCGUCGCCCACGCUGCUCCAGCUGUCACUACCGUUGCCCACGCUCCAGUCGCCACCUAUGCCGCUGCUCCAGCCGUGACCAGGGUUGCCGCCUACCAUGCCGUCCCGGCUGUUGCAACUUAUGCUGCUGCUCCAGCUGUCGCCACCUACGCUGCUGCUCCAGCCGUGACCAGGGUUGCCGCCUACCACGCCGCCCCGGCUGUUGCCACUUAUGCUGCUGCUCCAGCUGUCGCCACUUACGCUGCUGCUCCAGCCGUGACCAAGGUAGCCACCACCUACCACGCCCCAGCUGUCGCCACCGUGGCUCACGCUCCAGUCGCGACCUACGCCGCUGCUCCAGCCGUGGCCACCUACGCCGCCGCCCCAGCUGUCACUGCCGUCCACCAUGCCCCAGCUGUCGCCACUGUCGCGCACGCCGCCCCAGUUGUUGCCGGUUACCACGCUGCCCCAGUCUACAACUACGGUGUUGACACCCUUGGCUAUGGUGUUGGCCACUACGGUUACGGUCACGGUCUGCUCGGCUAUGGCCUGAACUACGGCUACGGCCUUGGUUCUCCCUACCACUACGGUGCCCUUCUCCGCAAGAAGAAGUAAACCAUUCAUCUCUAAGUUGCUUGAAGAAAAAGAAGAUGGACACAUCUGCAUCAGUAUUGUGCCCUCUUCGACCACGGACACAAUUGUAUAAUAAAGAUGUGCUUCACAAUAAUACAA
Molecule: messenger RNA, 5718 nt
Organism: Dermacentor andersoni
Lineage: Eukaryota; Metazoa; Arthropoda; Arachnida; Ixodida; Ixodidae
Source: RefSeq, a predicted model, not a curated record